Messenger RNA from Trichomonas vaginalis G3, 1713 nucleotides. RefSeq names its product ribonuclease inhibitor domain-containing protein. The transcript has a single exon. Lineage: Eukaryota; Parabasalia; Trichomonadida; Trichomonadidae. The record is from RefSeq and is a predicted model, not a curated record. Bases 1 to 1713 code for a protein of 570 amino acids.
AUGCAUUACAUUACAAACGAUGCUCUAUAUGAUGAUGGAGCACUAAUUUACGUGAAAAGUAGAUCGCCAACUUAUUACGUUUGCUCGAAUACAACUGUUAUCAAGCCUCAUGCAUUCAAAUUCUGCAGAGAUGAUAUAAAAACAAUCAUAUUUUGUGGUGGUAAGAUAGAAAAGUUCGAAGGAAGAGCAUUUGCGAAUUGUCAUAAUUUAACAAGUUUAAAUACGGAAAAUUUACAUAAUUUGAAAUCUAUUGGAACACGUUGUUUUUCAAAUUGCACUAGUCUGACUACACUGAUAAUACCAAGCUCAGUUACUACUAUAUUUAAACGUGCAUUUUCUGGAUGUACUAAGCUAGGGAGUAUUAAAUUCCUCAAAGAUUCACAGUUACGACAAUUAGGUGAGAAGGUUUUUUGUGAUAGUGGUUUGAAAGCUUUUACAAUUCCAGAUAAUUUGAAAUCUUUCUAUGCAUCAGCAUUCUUUGCACGGCCAUUACGGUUCAUAAAUAUUUCAGCUAAUAAUCAUAAUUUCUAUGUAGAAGAUGAUGUUAUUUUCAGUAAAACUAAAACAAUGUUGUUAUAUUUCCCAUAUCUCAAGAAACUUGAUGAAUACGUUGUUUCUAAUGGAGUAAGAAUCUUAGAAAUGCAUUCCAUGAGUUGUAAAGCAUUGAAACGACUUGUUUUACCUCCAUCUCUUGAAUUAAUACAUACUUACGCAUUCAUAGAUUCAUUCAUAGAAAUAAUUAACUUUUCGCAAUGUAAUAAUUUAAGAUUAAUUGGUUCAAGAGCUUUUUCUGGCAGUAGAAUUCAAUUUCUCAAUGUUUCUCACUGUUUAAAUCUUAAGAUGAUUGAUGAUUGUGUAUUCGAAUACUGCAAUUUCCUUAAGUACGUUGAACUUCCUCCUUCAAUUGAAUCAAUAAAACAAAAAUCUUUCUUUAAUUGCACAAGACUCUUAACAAUUUCAUUGAAUUCCAACAUAAGUAAGUUGUCUUAUAUAGGAAAAUACGCUUUUUAUGGUACAGGUAUUCGGAAUUUCACUUUAGGACCAAAUGUUUCAUAUUUCUCUGGAAAAACCUUCUUAAACUGUCAUAAUUUAGCAACAGUUUCGGUUGACAAUCGCAGUGUGAACUUUUCAUCACUAAAUAAUGUAAUUUUCAACAAAAAUUUAACAAAAUUAAUUUAUUAUCCAACAGGACUUAAAAACGAAUCAUAUAAAAUACCAAGUUCUGUUAAAUCAAUACGAAGAUUUGCAUUUGCUGCUAAUAAAUAUAUCACAGAAGUAAUUCUUCCUUCAAAAUUGAGGAAGAUUUGUCAAAACGCAUUUUCAAGGUCAGCAAUCCAUAGAAUAUCAACUCCAAAUAAUCUCAGGAUGAUCCAUAAAAGCGCAUUUAAAGAUUGUAAAAAUUUGACAGUUGCAACAAUAAAUGGAUCAUUUACGCAAUUACCUGAAAAGUGCUUUAAAGGAGAUGUGAAUCUGACUAUUAUAAACCUUCCAAAUUCAUAUGAAUCAAGUCCUCGUUCCGCAUUUGAAAAUUGUACUGAAAUUAAAUGUAUAACUUACCCCAAAGAGAUGAAACAGCAGGCUUUCUUUUCUGGUCUUCCGUGGGGAGCUAUGCAUCAUGAAAACUGUUCUGCUUUUGAAGAUUUCGUUAAGGAGAAGCAUAGAAACUAUUCAAUUUGGCACUCAGACGUUCUUCGGCCUAAGAAGAAAAAGUGA